ACAAAAGAAGUGCGGUCACGGUUCUGGGCACUGUAUAACUACGCGUCAGCGUCUUGAAACCAUUGGUCCGAUUUUAGAAGCUCCGCCUUCGAAGGCAGUUUCGCCGGCUUACGGGUUAAGCAAAAUGAACUUGUUCAUUUUUCUACAGAAAAUUAAGAGUGAAUGUAAAUAUAUAGUUAUUUAAUACAGUGGCGCCAUCAGGAAAUAAGCAACAGCUAGGUCCAUCGACAAACGAACACUUACUGAAAGCUGGAAUACAUUCCGAGGUCAUCUUGAGGAUGUCUUUAUAGUCGUACCGUUAUAUAACUUCUUUAAAUUUAUAUUAAACAUGGCAAAAAGUAUGUUUUUAAUGUUUGAAAUAAUUAUCAUAACGGAAUUAACGUUCUUUUGCCCAGUGUUGCAAAGUGGGAAUUAAGUCUCACUUCAGUGCUUCCAUUGGGAGAUAGCUCGAUGAAUGAGGAGGGCAGAUUGUGCAACAUAACCAUACAGAAAGCUCUGGAAGAUAUCAACGCGUUUCCAAACCUGUUAAUAGGAUACCGGGACAUACCAAACCAGGGUGGAAAAUUCAAUCUAACUUAUAACAACUUCGACUCGAACUGCAGCAGAGAGAGAAGCGCAUACAUUGCAUACAAGCUGGAUAAUAUCGUCCGAUUUCCGUUUAUCCUAAUCGGUGGGGUAUGUCCUACUAUAACAGAGCAGGUUAUAAAAUCUGUUUAUUGUAACAGUAACGAUUACACGACGUCCAAAGCUCAGAUUUCGUAUCUUGAUACAUCUGCCAACUUGGCUGAUAGAAGGAAGUUCCCCAGGUUAUACCGACUAACAGCUCCGGAACGUGUAGGGUAUGCUCUUGUGCAACUGUUAGCAAAAUUCAACUGGACUCGUAUAGCGGUUGUACAAGAAGAGAACGAUAACUUAUCAAUGACCACAAUCGACUUAAUGAAGGAACUCAAUGUUGCGAAAGUAGAUGUUAUUGCCGAAAAUCCCAUAGCUGUGAAAUCGACUCAGAAUAUCGAUUAUCCAUAUGACCAGAAUAUGAAUAUUCUUGAACAGUUGAAGCUAUUAAAGAAUCUGGACGCACGUAUCAUUGUUGUAAGUGCUUUUCAACACACAGCUCUGGACAUCGUAUGCAAUGCGUACAAGCUGGGACUAUACGGGAAACAGUUUGUUUGGAUAUUUACGGAAAGAUAUUCCAAUGAGUUCUGGAAGGUUGGCGAUGACUAUUGCACGGAAGAGGAAAGGCAGAGGGCAGUGGAAGGGGCAUUUUUCUGUAAUACUGUGAAUGAUAAGCCCUUUACAGAAAAGGGCAUUGCAAACAUCACAUACUCGGACCUCAUCACAGAUAUUCACCAUCGCGCUAAUGUAUCAGAAUCCAAACUAUUUGACUACGCCGUCGGAAAGUGUUACGAUCAUGUUUGGGUUGCAGCUUUGGCGUUGAACUGCUCAAUAGUUGAACUGCUAAAUGCGAAAACAAAAGUGGUGGCAUAUUUUCGGCAGGAUUAUCGCCCAAAUUCUCGUUAUGAGUGGAUAGAUGGAGCACUUAUUUGGAAAGAUAACAUUCCCCCACUUGAUUCUGCUCAGACAAUUCAGAGAGAGAAGUUCAUCCCGAUGCCAUUAUAUUUGACGAUGUGUGUACUAGCUGGCAUUGGAAUCAUAUUCACAAUCGCUUGCUUCGUUUUCAACGUAUUUUGGAGAAAGCACAGGAUAGUGAAAAUGUCAUCACCAAACAUAAACAGUAUUUUACUUGUCGGCUGUUUACUAAUGUAUGUAACUAUAGUUAUCAAGACAAUGGCAACGACAAGCAAAACAGUGUGUGCGGUGCGAUUGUUUUGCUUCUGGAUAGGAUUCGCUACUCUAUUUGGUUCCAUGUUUUCCAAGACAUGGAGAGUCUACAGAAUUUUCACAAAUAAACAAAUGAAACUGAAAAUGUCAUUAAGAGACAAACACCUACUGGUCAUCAUCGGUAUACUCGUUAUCAUGGAAACACUUGUGUUAAUAGUAUGGGAGAGUUACUCGCCGCAUCAAGUGAAAGAGCAGCGGCUGGAGACAGAGGAUGUUACCACAGACAAAGGGGACAAGGUUUUAGCGUUUUCUCGUGUUUGUGUGUCGGAUCACUCCAACUAUUUCAACUGGACCCUGAAAAUAGUGAAUGGUGCUCUUGUUACCUUUGGCGCUUUUUUGGCAUGGGAAACCAGACAAGUACACAUAGAAGCUUUAAACGACUCUAAGACGAUCGGUGUAUGCUUGUACAACGUUGUUAUUCUGAGUAUCGUGGGGCUGUUUCUGUCUAUGAUGCUUGAUGACAAACCGAUUGUACUGAAUGGAGUCACUUCCGUGUGCCUCUUCGUCGGAACUCUCGUAUCGGAGACGUUGAUAUUCCUCCCAAAGAUAUUAGCAGUUUACCGGAAACCCAUUGCAACCCCACAGACUGCCUUGACUAAUCUACAUUCAUCGACAACCUUGAGUAUGACAACAAACCGUAUUGAAUUAGGCGUCAGUCGUUCAUGUGAAAAGGAAACGCAACCUGAUGAUACGACGAGAGUGUCAUGUGAAAAGGAAACGAAACCUGAUGAUACGACGAGAGUGUGAUGUGAAAAGGAAACGCAAAAUGAUGAUACGACGAGAGUGUCAUGUGAUAAGGAAACGCAAACUGAUGAUACGACGAGAUUGGAUUAACAAAUCAAAUGAACUUCCGAUGAGACUAGAUUGACAACACAAAUUGAACUUUUUACGAGAUUGGAUUUAAAUCAUAAAUUGAUCUGGUGAUGAUGUUAAAUUAACAUCACAAAUAUAAAUCAUAAAAAGAUUGAAUUGAUAUUAAACAUCGAACCUUUGGUGAGUGUAAAUUAACAUCAAACAUAAAACUUACGACAUUGGAAUAACAUUACAAUUUGAACUUACCAUGAGAUAGGAUUAACAAUAUAAAUAGAACAUACUGCAAGAUUGGUUUGUCAACACACAGUGAAUUUACGACAUGACUGGAUUGAAAGCAAACAAUUAUAAUUAGUAUAACUUAUAUUAUAUAUAAUAUUUUAAGUGUAAUUCGCUGUAUGAGUUUUAGUUAUUUUGAACAUUGUAACAUGUAGCAUUUUAUGCAGCUAAAGACAGACAUACACUUAGGCUGUCUUGUAUUAGGCCUCUGAAUGCUUCCCGACAACUCUGCCAUAUUGGAAUCGAGACUCAAAAAAGUUGAAUUUUGAAGUAUAGCACGUCUACUUAAAACUGAUCAAUGUCUGUUUUUCUGUGUUAAUGUGUAACCCGACGUUUGUGCAGUAAACCCUAUUUGCCCGCUUUGAUGACAAGCAAUCAAACUCACCUAAUCAAUCAGCUCAUCCAAUUGACAAGUAAACACGAUUCUAUUGAAAGUAUAAAAUGGUGGUCAUACAUUUAAAUUCAAUUAAGUAAAAAUUGCUCUGCAAAAGAGCCGUCUGGCUGUCGUGGAAUACGUAGAGUACUAUUGGCUUUGUACAGUGUUUUCAAGGUGCUAGUUACUUGAGGUGAGGGGAAAUAUCAUGCCAAUAGAGAUCACAAAGUCAAAGGUCAAAGUCGCAUAGGGUUUAAACAUGGAAUUUGUUUCCGGACAUUAUUAAGAGAAUGAUUGACGAAAGAUCAUUUUUAUUGUUAUUUAAGUAUUUUUUGGCUAUAGUAGGGUGCUUUUUUGGUACAAAAGCUCAAAUGUCAAGGUACCUAGGGUCAUUAACAUGAAAUGCGUCUCCAAUAUUACCUCUUUACUAAGGUCAAGUUUAUUUUAUUUUGUACAGGAUUGUAAAUCAUGCGAGGCGAAGACCCUUCAGUUUUUAGAUAAACAGAUCAAAGGUGAAGAUCACAGAAGCUUGUUAUCUGAAAAAACAUUUCGCAUAAUGAGAUAUUGACUGCACGUUAGGGUAUAUAUAUGUUUUACAAACAUCUCUUGUUUAUGUGCUUAUCUGUGCUACUUAUAACGGCAUGAGUUUGAGAGCAAAAGAAGAGUAGGGACGAUUUGCUUGUAGUUCAAUUACAAAAUCAGUAAGUGUGUUUAUGUGUAUACAAAUAUUACCAACUCUUUUUUAUUGACUCAAUGAAUGUUUGUAUACACUUAGAUGGCUCUGAGUCUGUUGUAAGAUUGCACGUAGCAUUGUCUUUGGUAUUAAUUUAAAAUAUUACUGGUAUUUAAUUAAGUACACAUUAACAUUGAUAAACUGUUAUCAGGUGGGAAACCUUGAUAGGAUUCUUCAGUAACUGACUUUAUGUUUUGUUAAAUUGCAAGGAGUGUAAUUGAAUUAUUAAUUGUUGUAAUGUUUGUUCAAAAUCGUCAACAGUUGAGUUUAACUUAAAUUUGACGUAAAUAAAUACACACUUUCAGCUAGAAACUGAAUGUGGUCGUGGCAAAUUAUUCAAAGAAUUUCAAUUGCAUUAAUAUUCUAUAAUAUCUUGGCCACUGUGUGGUUAAAGAGCAAGUGUAACCUACUUUUUUAACGUUAUGCUGUUGAGAUAGUUCAAUAUGUUAUGCAGUAUUUAUUGUGGGUAGUAAAGCCUAGUUUGCUUGUUUGCAGUUUGCUACAACAUUUAGUUGUGCAAAUUGAUCGUAAUGCUCAAAUUCGCCAUUACGUGCAUUUGUUUGUAAGCGGUCAACAACUUAGUAAUAUUUAAGAUUGAAAAUAUAACGUGAAAUACAAAAUCAUACUUUGAAUAGUAUUGUCUUCGUUUUUGUUAGUUUAUGAAGUGUGAUGGUUUUAUGAAAUGAACACUUUGAAAUGUAGACGAUGAUAAAGCUGAAUUAAUCUGAAGCUAUUAAAGGGGCCUUUUCACAGAUUUUGGCAUUUUUUAAACUUAUUCAUUAAAUGCUUUAUAUUAAUAAAUGUAAACAUUGGAUCGUAAAAGCUCCAGUAAAAAUUCAAGAAAAAAAUUAAAAAAAGGAAAAGAACAUUGCCCGGAGUAGGUUUCGAACCAAUGACCCCUGGAGUCCUGCCAGAGUCCUGAAGUAAAAACGCUUUAGCCUACUGAGCUAUUCCGCCGAGUACACAUUCUUGACGUAUUUUAUACCUUAUAUAAGCAAUCUUCGUAGUUUCACAAAAUUUAACGACAAAAACAGAACUCUCCAAAUUAUUCAAUCGUUUCGCGUUGCAACGCUUUAUAAUUUUUAGGUUUUAAAAUCGUCAAAAGAUGCAUAUAAUGGCUAUAUUAGAGCAUGGUUAAUGUUCAGUAUUACUGUUUCCUCACAAAUAUCAUAACUAAAACGAAAACUUACGAAUCUGAAACAACUUUUUUCAAUUUUGUCAAUUUACCAAAGCGUGAAAAGAUCCCUUUAAAAAUGCCUUUUUUAGAUAAUUUGAUAUACUUUGACUCUAUUUGCUAUAUUAUUUGUGAUAUAUCCCUUGUAUC
Molecule: messenger RNA, 5358 nt
Organism: Dreissena polymorpha
Lineage: Eukaryota; Metazoa; Mollusca; Bivalvia; Myida; Dreissenidae
Product: gamma-aminobutyric acid type B receptor subunit 2-like
Exons: 15
Coding region: 451-2586 (711 amino acids)
Biological process (GO): gamma-aminobutyric acid signaling pathway; G protein-coupled receptor signaling pathway
Cellular component (GO): membrane; G protein-coupled receptor heterodimeric complex
Molecular function (GO): G protein-coupled GABA receptor activity
Source: RefSeq, a predicted model, not a curated record